AUGGGAUCUGGUAGUUCUGUGAAUGUCAAUUACAAGUACUCCCUGCAGAAGUCUGAAAAUGCUUUCAAGGCAGCUGUUUUGAUCCAGCAGUGGUAUCGGCGCUAUGUUGCUCGGCUGGAGAUGCGCCGCCGCUGCACCUGGAGAAUCUUCCAAUCCAUCGAGUAUGCCUGCGAGCAGGACCAGAUCAAGCUUCACAACUUCUUCAGUUACCUCAUGGAGCAGUUCACGCCAAGCAGCAGCAAAGAGAGGGAUUUUAUCAGUCGCAUGUUCAUAACUGGAGAAAGCUACAAAGAGGCAGAGCUGGAAAAAUACUGUGACUAUGAAUCCAUAGAGGUGCCAGACUCCUAUACUGGACCCCAUCUCUCUUUCCCACUCCUUCCUGACCAUGCAACUGCCUUGCUGGAAGCUUUCAAACAGAAACAACAGCUUCAUGCUCGCUAUGUCUUAAACCUUCUGCAUGAGACCAGGAAGCACCUCAAGCAGCUGCCAAACAUCAGCCACGUCUCCACCUGCUACAGCGAGGAGGUCACUGUGUGUGGAGACUUGCAUGGCCAGCUGGAUGACUUGUUCCUCAUAUUUUAUAAGAAUGGUCUUCCUUCCCCUUCCAAGUCCUAUGUGUUUAAUGGAGACUUUGUAGACAGAGGCAAACAGUCCCUUGAGAUCCUCCUCAUCCUCUUUACCUUCCUAUUGAUCUAUCCAAAGGAGGUUCACCUCAACCGUGGGAACCACGAGGACCACAUGGUCAACUUACGCUAUGGCUUCACCAAGGAAGUGAUGCAGAAGUACAAGGUGCAUGGGAAGAAAAUCUUAAGGAUGUUUCACAAUGUCUUCUGCUGGCUGCCCCUGGCCACCCUGAUUGAUCAGAAAGUCCUUAUUCUACACGGAGGCAUCUCUGACACCACUGACCUGGACAUGCUUGAGAAAAUUCAAAGGGACAAAUUUAUUUCUGUAUUAAGAAUGAAGAAAAGGAAGGAGUCAAAUAGAAAAGUGGAAAUGUGGAACGUAAAUGGGGAAAGCAAAUCAGAGGCUGAUGCAGCAGGGAAUGAGGCAGCUCCUAGGCUAUCUCUGCAGCCCCAGCCAGCCCAGGCUCCCAGCACGGCUAACAGGCUGGAGUUCUCCAAGUGGCUCCGGCAGACGGUGCAGGAGCAAAUCGACACGUGCCGCCGGCUGGUGGAUAUCAGCGAGUCGGAGCCAGAGGAGCUCACCUACUCCAGCAUGGUCUCCCUGAAGUAUGGGGAUGAGCCGUGCUGGACUCAUCAGGAGGAGUGGCAGCAGAUCUUAAACAUUCUCUGGAGUGACCCCAUGCCUCAGGAGGGCUGCAGAGCAAACAAGGUGCGAGGUGGCGGCUGCUACUUUGGGCCUGACGUGACAGAGAAGUUCCUUGAGAAAUACAACUUGCAGUUCCUCAUCCGCUCCCAUGAGUGCAAGCAAGAGGGCUAUGAGUUCUGUCACAGACGGAAGGUGCUGACCAUAUUUUCAGCCUCAAACUACUAUGAGAUUGGCAGCAACAGGGGAGCCUAUGUGAAGCUGGGACCGGACCUCGUGCCCCACUUUGUUCAGUAUCAAGCAAACAAGGCGGCCCAUACACUCACCAUGACCCAAAGAAUCAGCAGAGUAGAGGAGUCUGCCUUCCGAGCCCUGCGGGAGAAGCUCUUUGCUCACACCUCCGCCCUCAUCAGUGCGUUCAAGGCCUACGACGAGGACAACACAGGAAGGAUCACGCUGAGCAACUGGGCGACGGCACUGGAGUCAGUCCUGCGCCUGGGCCUGCCCUGGCGAAUGCUGAGACCGCAGCUGGUGCGCAGCACAGAGGAUGGCAUGCUGGAAUACAAAUCCUGGCUGGAUGACCUGGCCAUGGAGCAGCGGAGCCAAGAGCACAUCCAGUCAAGCCUGCUGGAAGUCAUUUACCGGAACAGAUCCAACUUGGAGACAAUAUUCAGGAUCAUAGACAGGGACCAUUCAGGUCUCAUCUCAUUUGAGGAAUUCCAGCAGACCUGGAAGCUGUUCAGCUCCCACAUGAACAUUGAGCUCACGGACGAUGGCAUCAACGACUUGGUUCGCAGCAUUGAUUUCAAUAAGGAUGGGAACAUCGACUUCAACGAGUUCCUGGAGGCCUUUCGCCUUGUCAGGCAGUGCCAGGCAUGAGAGUCCCCGUCCAGGGCUGCCAUGUCCAAUGCCUUCGUGUCUGAGCAGCCGGGACUGCGUCCCACCCAGCUGCAGAGUGCCUGCGGAUGCUGAGCGGGGAAGGCAGGUACCCCAAACAGAGAGCAGCAGCUGUGACCCAUCAGGGAGAGGCAACAGGCAAAAUACAUGCACUGCAAUUCUGACCAUUUGUACAAAAAGCUGCAUUUUAAGUAGAAAGGACUCCACAAAGGGAAG
This is a messenger RNA of Myiozetetes cayanensis, 2379 nucleotides long. It is a transcript of the gene PPEF2, whose product is annotated as protein phosphatase with EF-hand domain 2. Lineage: Eukaryota; Metazoa; Chordata; Aves; Passeriformes; Tyrannidae. Gene Ontology annotation, molecular function: calcium ion binding; protein serine/threonine phosphatase activity; iron ion binding. Gene Ontology annotation, cellular component: nucleus; cytosol. Bases 1 to 2145 code for a protein of 714 amino acids. The transcript has 16 exons. The record is from RefSeq and is a predicted model, not a curated record. Gene Ontology annotation, biological process: detection of stimulus involved in sensory perception; negative regulation of MAPK cascade.